AUGCACAAGAUAGAGGCAGAUAUAGGUAUAAUAAAUAAUUCUAAAGGUAGUUCAAUGUUUAAAUGUGCAAAUACUACUGUUAUUUGUACAGUUGACAUUAAUAAUAGACACGAGCAGUCUAAAAGUGAGUUAUACGAUCAACUUAAUUUAGAUAUUAAGUAUAGAAAUAUUAAUCAACAAUCAUAUGACGCUUAUUAUACACUUAUCAUUACAAACAUUUUAAACAGAUGUCUACUUAAUUUUGAUAAGUGUAAAUCACUGUUUAUAUCACUGAUAAUAGAUAGCAAUAAUUACAAUACGCUCUGGUGCGCCAUAAAUGCAUUAUUUUUAGGACUUGUUGAGUGUGGUGUGCCUCUUAAAGAAGUAUUGUACGCUACUUCUGGAUUUACAAAUAAAGAAGAUGUUUUUAUUUUCAACAGAAGUGGAGACAUUGUAUGGCAUCACGCAUUUGGUGAUAUAAAGGAUAUAGAGAUGCCUGCGGUCUUAAAAUUUUACAAAUACGUUAAAGAAAUACAAGAUUUUAGUUUUAAAAGUAAAUUGGUUAUAUAA
Vairimorpha ceranae is the source of this 549-nucleotide messenger RNA. Its product is annotated as exosome rnase ph-like protein. Gene Ontology annotation, biological process: rRNA catabolic process; U4 snRNA 3'-end processing; poly(A)-dependent snoRNA 3'-end processing. The transcript has a single exon. The record is from RefSeq and is a predicted model, not a curated record. Gene Ontology annotation, cellular component: nucleolus; nuclear exosome (RNase complex); cytoplasmic exosome (RNase complex). The coding region runs from base 1 to 549 and encodes 182 amino acids. Lineage: Eukaryota; Fungi; Microsporidia; Nosematidae.